Punctularia strigosozonata HHB-11173 SS5 is the source of this 1816-nucleotide messenger RNA. RefSeq names its product Pkinase-domain-containing protein. The record is from RefSeq and is a predicted model, not a curated record. Gene Ontology annotation, biological process: protein phosphorylation. Bases 68 to 1711 code for a protein of 547 amino acids. The transcript is spliced from 9 exons. Gene Ontology annotation, molecular function: ATP binding; protein serine/threonine kinase activity. NCBI's taxonomy places the organism in Eukaryota, Fungi, Basidiomycota, Agaricomycetes, Corticiales, Punctulariaceae.
CUCGCUUUGUCAUUCCCUGUUGCUCCCUCCAUACCAGACACCCAACACUGCUGCGAUAUCGCUCAGCAUGUUUGGCAAGACACUGGGAUCCAAAAAGUCUAAGGAGUCCAAGGAGAACGGGAUGUCCUCGCGGUCGGUGACACCGAUCCCUUCCCGCCCGACUACGCCGAAGCCGCAGAAUGUACACGGCAAUACGUUCCGCUCUGGCACCCUCACCAUCCGUAUCUUCUCUGGACGUGGGCUUGCAUUACCUCCGGGCGUUCAGGUGCCAGAGGUUAUCAAGAAGGCUCUCGAGCACCACCCACCUUCAAGGCGUUCCACCAGCAAACGCGAGAGCAUGCAGCGCAAGCGGUAUUGGUGGCUACCCUACGUCGUUCUCGAGUUCGACAACAACCAGAUCCUCAUUGACGCUGUUGAUGGAGAUAUCGCUAAUCCGAUCUGGAACUUCCGUGCAGACUUCGACGUGUCUCGAACGUCAAACGUUUCCAUUUCUGCGUAUCUUCGCACAGCCCAGUCCCUCCAGGGACAGGAUGACAUGGGCAAUGACUUACUCAUCGCUCGCGGCGACAUCACACCCUCUCUUGAUGGUCACAACGCAUGCGACCAAUGGUACGCUGCAACCGCUGGAUCUGGUAACUUUCACGUCAAAGUCGACUUCAAGCCUGCGCGCAACGACACGCUCACGAUCGAAGCUUUCGACCUUCUCAAGGUCAUUGGCAAAGGUUCGUUUGGCAAGGUGAUGCAAGUCAGGAAGAAGGACACGCAGCGGGUGUACGCCCUAAAGACCAUAAGAAAGGCUCACAUCGCCUCUCGCCCGGGUGAAAUCACACAUAUCUUGGCAGAGCGUACAGUCUUGGCCCUGGUCAAUAGCCCGUUCAUCGUCCCCCUCAAGUUUUCCUUCCAAACGCCGGACAAGCUGUAUCUCGUGAUGUCUUUCGUGAACGGCGGAGAGCUGUUUUACCACCUUCAAAGAGAGGGCAAAUUCGAUGAGUAUCGGAGCCGGUUCUACGCCGCCGAACUCCUCUGCGCUCUGGAGCAUUUGCACAGCUUUAACGUUGUUUACCGGGAUCUGAAACCGGAGAACAUCCUCCUUGAUUAUACCGGUCAUAUUGCUCUGUGCGACUUCGGACUAUGCAAGUUGAACAUGUCGGAAACCGAGAAGACCAGCACUUUCUGUGGCACGCCCGAAUAUAUCGCGCCUGAAUUGCUCGAAAGUCAAGGAUACACGAAGACUGUCGAUUGGUGGACACUCGGCGUCCUCCUGUAUGAGAUGAUGACCGGUCUCCCGCCUUUCUAUGACGAGAAUGUCAAUGUGAUGUACCAGCGCAUCCUGUCAGACCCGCUGCACUUCCCACCAGACGUCUCCUCUGAUGCGAAAAGUAUCAUGAGCGGCCUAUUGCAGCGCGAUCCGGCUCGUCGGUUAGGCGCGAACGGGGCCGAAGAUAUCAAGCGGCAUCCGUUCUUUGCCAAACACAUCGACUGGAAUCGGCUUCUCGCGAAGAAGAUUCAGCCACCAUUCAAACCCAGCGUCGAGUCCGUGCUCGAUGUGGCCAACUUCGACACCGAAUUCACGAACGAGGCCGCUCAAGAUUCGGUCGUGGAGGAUUCGCAUCUCUCGGAGACUGUCCAGGACCAGUUCCGCGGCUUCACAUACAACCCGGCGAACGAGCACCUCAGCGAGAGCGUGAAUGCCUAUAGCCAUAUGGGUUGAAUAGCACGCGUUAGACGCUCCUCCGUCUUACCAAUGUGUUCUUCGACCAUCGCCGACUCAUACCAAUACUCAACCCCGUUUCCCGCCUCGCUCUUCCUACCAUCG